AUGAAGUUGUCAGUGUCAUCGACAGCCAUAUGGAAGCAAAUACCAAGUGACAUAGAUGUUAUCAUUGGUGAAUCAGCUGAACUAAAAUGUGCACUUGAUAAUCUCAGUCCAGCACUAUUACCUACAUGGUAUGAUGCAUCAACAAACCCAGCCACAGCAGUUUCUGAAGGUGAAAUAGUGUUCCCAACUUGUCCUACAUGCAGUAUUACCGGCACUCACUCAAAUGGAGAAUAUCAUCUGACGAUAAAUCCUGUUAGUUUAAAUGAUGAGGGGACUUGGCGAUGUACUGUACUUGAUGCAAGCCCACAAUCACAAGAUGCACAACUAACUGUACUCGUUCCAGCUUCAAUCAUCACCUCCCCAUCAGACCAGACAGUAACUGAAGGUACGAAUACAGUACCAUUACAGUGUGCAGCUACUGGUAAACCUAAUGCUAUUACAUACACAUGGAAGAAAGGCAGUUCUGAUAUCAGCAGAGGUGGUAGAUACAGUCUAAAUGGUGGAUCAUUGACUAUUAGUAAUAUUGUAAGAGAAGAUGAUGGUAUAUAUAUAUGUUAUGCUAGUAAUGGUGUAGGACAACACGCUAUAAGUGAUUCCGCUACUGUGACAGUGAAUUAUCCACCAACUAUCACCACUUCCCCAUCAGAUCAGGCAGCAACAGAAUACACAGAUCAAGUAACAUUACAGUGUACAGCCACAACUGGUAAACCUACUACUAUUACGUACACGUGGAAGAAAGGCAGUGCUUAUAUCAUCAUAGGUGGUAGAUACAGUCUGAAUAGCGGAUCACUGACUAUUAGUAACAUUGUAAAAGAAGAUGAUGGUAUAUAUACAUGUUAUGCUAGUAAUGGUAUAGGACAACCAGAUAUUGCAUCAGCUACAGUUACUGUAUAUUAUCCACCAACUAUCACCACUUUACCAUCCGAUGAGACAGUGACUGAAGGCAGCAUCUCAUUGACAUUACAAUGUACAGCCACUGAUGAUGUACCUGUGACAAAUGGUAUUACAGACUUCUAUAGUGGAAUCGGUGAUUCGAUAUCCAUGAACGUAUCUGUCAAGGCCAACCCAUUACUUGUUACGUUUGGCGAUUGGAAAAAUUACGACGUAGUUUUAACUGACAAAGUAGAUACAUUGUCUACGAGUACUGUAUUUAUCAACGAAGUCAGGGAACUCCAUUUCGGCGUAUAUAAUAUCACCGCACAUAAUGACAUUGGAAGUGUUGUACUUCAGGUCAAUUUACAUCAUGCAGGCGUACCCGACUCACCUACAUCCAUGAAUAUAAUUCAUCGUUCUUAUAAUAGUUUAUCAAUAUUACUCUCGCCUGGAUAUGAUGGAGGAGAUGGUAGAGACAUAGUACAUUACAUUGAAUAUCGUUCGGCAUUAGAAGCGUCAUUCCAGUCCUUGCCAUCUGACGGAAUGGGAACAAGAAAUACCACUAUAUUGAUUAUGCAGUUACAGCCGUCAACUACUUAUGAAAUAAAAGCAAAGACAUGUAUGGAAUCGGACAGUUUUCUACUACAUAUGUGUUUUUUACUUAUC
This is a messenger RNA of Saccoglossus kowalevskii, 1539 nucleotides long. RefSeq names its product neural cell adhesion molecule 2-like. The record is from RefSeq and is a predicted model, not a curated record. Gene Ontology annotation, molecular function: protein binding. Gene Ontology annotation, biological process: cell-cell adhesion. NCBI's taxonomy places the organism in Eukaryota, Metazoa, Hemichordata, Enteropneusta, Harrimaniidae.